Molecule: messenger RNA, 981 nt
Organism: Lycium ferocissimum
Lineage: Eukaryota; Viridiplantae; Streptophyta; Magnoliopsida; Solanales; Solanaceae
Product: copper transporter 6-like
Exons: 1
Coding region: 104-544 (146 amino acids)
Biological process (GO): copper ion transmembrane transport; intracellular copper ion homeostasis
Cellular component (GO): plasma membrane
Molecular function (GO): copper ion transmembrane transporter activity
Source: RefSeq, a predicted model, not a curated record
UAAUCUGCAAAACCAUCCAUCCUAUAUCUCUUGACCUUAACUUAUUUAUAAAAAAGAAUUAAAAAAUAAGAGGACAUAGAGAGGCUUAAACUCUAGUAAAACCAUGGAUCAUGAUCAUAACAUGCCAGGAAUGGGAGGAAUGUCACCAUCACCACCACGACAAAACCACAUGAACAAUAAUGAACACAUGAUGGGCAUGGGGUUGACGCACAUGACCUUUUUCUGGAGUAAAAAUGCUGAAAUUCUCUUCUCAGGCUGGCCAGGAACGCGCACGGGCAUGUACGUCCUCGCACUGAUCUUUGUAUUUGUGCUCUCUCUGCUUGUGAAGUGGCUCUCAAAUUGUAAUUACUUUAAAGGCAAUAAGGCAAAUGGUCUUGUUCAGACAUUUGUGCAUGGUGUAAAAAUAGGCCUUGCUGAUCUUCUCAUGCUUGCUGUUAUGUCUUUUAACGUUGGUGUUUUUAUAGUUGUCGUGGCUGGACAUACUUUAGGGUAUUUCCUAUUUGGCAGUAGGACUAAUUCUGAGAAUAAUGCCUGCCAAGCUUGAUCUUGAGGUAAAGAUUUAUUCACGCCUAGUAUUUAUAUCAAAUCACGCAAAUUAUCAUAGCUAAUUGAUAAUGAGGUAUAUAAUAAUUUGUCUUAAUUCACCAAGGUUUAGUGAAAAAAGUAUCUGUGCAUACACAUGAUGACAUGCAUCUAUUAGUCUGGUGUAAACACUUAAUUAUGAUAAAUUGAUGUGAUUUGAUAUAAAUACCCGGUGAGAAUAAGUAUUUAAGCUUGAUCUUUGGUCCUAUAUAGCUGGUGAAUACCCAAUUUAUAUUUGGUCAACUUUGUCAAUUGUGCUCAAUUUAUUGUUGCUUCGUGAGGUUUCAGGAUAGAUGUUUUUUUCUUCUAAAUUUCUCUGUUCCAAUUACCUUCCAGAGGUGAGAUGUAUUUGGUUGUGAUUACUCAUUACUGUAAGUUAAUGAUUAUGUUACUUCUUCA